CUGUCCCGUUUUUCGUACUAAUACUAGUAAUAUUAGUAGAUUUAUAAACUAGAAUUUAGAAACGUACUGCAUAAUUAAAAUAUUUUUGUUACUUAGUAAAUUAUCCAAACCGGAUAAAGGACCACAAUAUUGUUAUGAUUUUGUUUCAAGUUCAAGCUGCUUAAUAAAUUGACUGUUGUGGUGGAUCACUCGUUCACUGGAGUGUAUUGGAUCUGACCAAAGGAUGUUAAAUGAAAACUGACAUGAAAUUUGUUGCUUAUAAUUAUAAUUAGAUUUGACACAUUGUGAGAAGUGAAAAAAACAACAUGUGUAUGGUGCUGGAUGUAUGUUUAGAAAGUUAUAUUUUAAAUGAAAUACAUAAAUAUUGAUGUGUUACAAUCAUGUCAAUGAACGAUGACUGUUGUCUUGUUGAUUAUGAAAAAGUGCAGUAUAGGUCGAAACCCGCAUGUAGUACUUAUGAAGAGACUGCUGAUAAGCCAGUUUAUUCCAUCGUACAUCCUGGUGAUCAGAAGUGUUCAAAAAGCUAUAUAAAUCAAGAGAAGGCUAGGUCUGCAUCAUCAACGUCAAGCGAAGAAAAAUAUUAUAUUUGUCGCACUUACAGUAGUGGGAGUAAUAACAGCUACAGUAGUGAGCCCAACAAUGUUGUUCAGCAGAAACCUCAGAACGAUAAUUCGAAGCUGUGUGGCUAUUUGAAUAAACUUGGAAGUCGAGGAUUGUUGAAAUCAUUUAAGAGACGAUGGUUUGUGUUUUCGGAAAAUAGUUGUAAGCUGUAUUACUACAGGGCUCCAGAAGACCUACUUCCACUAGGUGAGAUUGACAUUAGCAAAGCAACGCUCUCUUUUGAUGUAUCGCCAGAAAAGCCAGGACUUUUCACCGUCAGCACUCCAGAGAAAGAGUACAUUCUAGAGGCUAAGGAUCGUAAUACUUGCCUUUUCUGGCUGCAAGAACUUCAGAAAUGGAGACGUCACUUCAGCCUGAAGCGAACUCAACAGAUUCAGGAGAAAACCUCUAUGUCUGAAGCAGAUAGGCCUAGUAGGCCAGAAAGUGGACUACUGGCUCAUUCUUCACAUGAACAAAGUCCAGAAAAUGAGGAUAACAAUGAUCUGUCAGUUGUGUGUCCUAUUAGAAAACCAGAGGGAGGUUUCCAAAAAAACUCUUUCUCUCAAAGCAGCAUUCAUCGACCUUUGUUACUAGCCCAAUCUACAUACAACAACCUUCGUAAUCAAGUGGUGAGUUCGGUAGCCGCCAUACGGAAUCAUCGACAGCAACAAACCGACAGAAGUGAUUGUUAUGCUGUUCAGGAAGGCAUUAGUACUGCAGAUGCUAAUUUAUGUCCAGUCACCAGUUCUCCAAAGUCAUCCCUUCAGGUAGACACAGCAGCUAGUAGUAGUCAUGACGCUGUGUCCGUUUCCUCUUCUUCCUCAGGAUCCAAGUCUCCUAGCUUGAACGCUAUUUGUUCAAAGAUUCAAGGCUCAUUUCGCAUCAAAAAGUCUCAUAGCUUCAAGGAAAAGUAUGUCUCAAGCAGGAAAAGUGGGGACUUUGAAUCAUCAUGUGCCAAAUGUAAAGAGCUCAGUGUCCAGAUGAUGUCACUGAAAGAUGACCUCGUCACUGUGGAAGAUGAACUCUUCGCAAGCAGAGAAGUGAUCAAGGUUCUUCACAAAGAGCUUGAUGCUGCUUUCAUGGAAAAAGACACCUGUUCAAGACUUAACCGAGGAACUACACAAGAGAAAUACCUUCAACUUCUGAAUGAAAAAGACCAGCAGUUAGUCAACUUAACCCAUGACUAUAGGGCUCAACAGCAGGAUAUGGAGAUAAUACAUCAGAAAGUAACAGGCCUAGAAAGUGAGGUUGAAGAGCUGAAAGAGCGAGUAAAGCUCUACCAAGAACUGCUCCAAGAAAAAGACAAGGUCGUAAUGUCACUGACUAAUGAGAUAUUUGAAUUAGAAACUAAGAAGAGACAUCAGGAGAAACAGAGUCAACUACAACCCUCUGGUCCUAAUGGAGCGACAAAUGAUAACGUGAAAAAAAUUAUUUCUUCAGUGCUCGUUGACAGUCAAGAAUUAGAUGAAUUGAGGGAUGCACGACAAGCCUAUGAGCUACAGAAUAAGUUCCUUAAUAAAGAAAUACUAGAAGUGAACCAGUUGUUGAGGGAUUCUGAAGAACGAGAAAAUAAGCUUACUGUGAAAUCUGGGGAGUGGGAAGCCCGUGCUUACCAAAUUCAGAGCAAGCUGCUUUUUCUAUUAAAAGAACUGGAACGACCAUUUGAAGGUGAAAAUACACAAGAAGUUGUAAAACGUCUGCUCAGGGAAGCAAUGCACGAGGGAAACUUCUCAGGAGCUUUGUUCAGUCCUGAAGAGAACAGAAGUGCAGAGUACGACGAGUUUGGGUUUAACUGGAAGUGGGGGAAGGAAGAGGAUCUCGUCAGUACCAAGGCUGCAAACUUGCAACAAAAGUCGCAGGAUAUAACGUCAAGGAUAAAAGAUCCAGAUAUAAUAGCUUGGAGAGAAAAAUGGGAGAACUUCAUGGCUAACCAAGGUGGCAGAGAACUACAGAGAUCUCCAGAACUGAAAAUGCUUGUACGUUCUGGAAUUCCACCACAUUUCAGAGGAAGAGUGUGGAAGGGCUGCAUAAAUUUGCUGGUUAGGAAUAUAAGACAACGGCAGGGCUCUGAUUACUACAAGAAACUUUUGUCUAUAAGCACUGGUACUGCUCGUCUUGAUCCUGCUGCAAAACAGAUUGAACUCGACUUGCUUCGCACCCUACCAAACAAUAAGCAUUAUGAGUCCUUGGAUGCUAGUGGAGUUGCUCCGCUCAGAAGAGUUCUUCUUGCUUAUAGCAGACACAAUCCAGCUGUUGGAUACUGUCAGGGAAUUAACCGAUUAGCAGCCAUUGCUCUGCUGUUCAUGGAAGAAGAAGAAGCAUUUUGGUGUCUUGUUGCUAUUGUGGAGUACAUCAUGCCUCCAGAUUACUAUAGUAAAACACUUCUAGCAUCCCAGGUAGAUCAGAGAGUAUUAAAGGAUCUGCUAUCAGAAAAACUUCCAAGAUUACACAACCACCUGGAACAGUGCAACGUAGAUCUUUCUCUCUUUACUUUCAACUGGUUCCUAACUGUAUAUGUUGACAACAUACCAGUAGAGACGUAUCUUCACAUCUGGGACGUCUUCUUGUUUGAAGGUAGUAAGGUUCUAUUCCGUUUUGCUCUUGCGUUUUUCAAGAUCUGUGAAAAUGAUCUUCUUCAGUUAACAGACUACAUGGCUGUAAACCGUUAUCUUCGGAAUGUGUCGGAGAAAAUUAUUGAUUAUAAACGUCUUGCUCAAGUGGCUUUCAAUGACCUGAACCCAUUCCCCAUGAGAAUGAUCAAUUCCAAGAGGGCUCAGCAUGUGCAGAUAGUCAAGGCUCAGCUGGAGGAGUUAGAAGCCUUGCGAAGCAACUUUCCAGUGUAUGAUGAAGAGGUAUAUACAAAAGGAGAUCUUUCGCCUAGUGAUGAAGACUAGAAGAAAAAUAAAUAAUGUUAAAAUUAACAAAACAUUUUAUCAUAAGUUCUUUUAUGUUUCCUCUCACAGAAGUCGAACACCAAAAUUUGGAAACCUCACAUUUAAUUUAUAGUCCAUUUGGUGUUGUAACUUAUGGUUCUAAUUUUAGGUUUGAUGAUACUGUAAGUAUUGAAGACCAUGACAUCUAAAAAUGCUAUAAUUAUUAUAUAAAAGCUGUGAUUUUCUUUAGUAUAAAGUAUUAUGUCCCUAAUAUAUUAAAUGGCUACUGAUACGCUAAUCUUAUAUCAUGUUCUAUUUUAGGUCAACAAGGUGUUAAAUUGAAAUUUUUCCACCAUUGAAAACAAUGCGUUUGUUUUUUUUAUGUCACAAGGUCCUUACAUGCAUUGUUUUAUUACUUUGAAAUCAUAUUGUUCAUUAAUUUACACUACAUGCUUAGGAGGAGUAAAGUUGACGAGUCAUUGUCACAAUGUGUAUCGAACACAAGGCUCUAACGAUCAUUGUUGAAUAACUACCGUUCUUAAUUACCAUUCCUUCCUGCUUACAGAAAGAGAGAGAGAGAUCACAAAAGCGAAGAUGUAUUGCACACAAACUUAUUUUAAAUGCUGGUAUGUAUUCUUUCUGUGAUAAUUGAAUGACAUUUCCCGUUAUUAAGGAGGGUUGCACUCGUGAUAUAUGGAAAUGAUAGUUCUGUACUGGGCUAAUAAAGUAUGGGUAAGGGAUUUUACUGUCAAUGCUUUAUUUUGUAAACUUUUUUUUUGAAAGUAUUCAAUAAACUUAUACUGAUAUAGUU
This is a messenger RNA of Limulus polyphemus (Atlantic horseshoe crab), 4284 nucleotides long. Its product is annotated as TBC1 domain family member 2B-like. The transcript has 20 exons. NCBI's taxonomy places the organism in Eukaryota, Metazoa, Arthropoda, Merostomata, Xiphosura, Limulidae. The record is from RefSeq and is a predicted model, not a curated record. The coding region runs from base 381 to 3494 and encodes 1037 amino acids.